AUGGCCCGAAGCGCAAAGCGUUCGUACGAGGAGGUCGCAAAUAAGUCCGAUUCCGACGACGAAGACUACAGCGACCAUGCUCAGUACCAUCGCUCAACAGCCCGGAAAUCGAAGUCAAGCCCCAAGAAAAAAUCGCGCUCAGCCCCCAAAAGGCGACGACGCGGCUCCGAUGACGAUGGAAUCACCUCUGAUGAGGAGGAGUUCUCCGAAGACUUGUCCGUCGAAGAGGAGGAAGAAGAGGAGUCGAGCGAUUCUGAUGCCCCACGCAACGCCAGAGGAACGCGUCGACGAACCACUCAAAGCCACCGUCCAAUUUACGAAGAGCCUGAUUCGGAAGAGGUCAUUGAUGACGACGACGAAGGGACUCGAGCUCCAUCCCCGCGUCGCAGCACGAUUCUUAAACUCCGAGUUCCCCGCCACGCAUUGGAACAGCAACAGAAACAGCCAGCGCAGUACCAGGAAUACAGAAGACACAUGACUCGCCAUACUCGAGAUCCUUCAGAGGACAUUUACGCUCUUACAAACUCCGGUCGUCACAUGGAAACGGUCCAGCGUGGCACAGUGAGCCCUCCAGCUGAUGUGCCAUCACGUCGCACUUCCCGUAGCAAUCGCAACAAACACACCAUCAUUGACGAAGAAGAUGAGGAUGCCGAAGCCGAAGAGGUCAUAAACGAGACUACCCUCAAGGAUUCUAUGGAGGUCGUGGAAAGCGAUGUUCCUCAAGGCGGCGACGAAGGCGAUACAGUGCAAAUGAACGACGCUGAACAUGAACUGGUCGAUGAUGAUAUGUCCAACGAAGUGGUUGUGCCUGAAUCAGAAAACGGCGAUGCAAAGAACAGCCACAUUGAACCGACCGAUAAUGUUCCAACCACUCGACUUCUACGUGGCCGGCCACCGCAGACGCAAUCUCAUGAGCACAUCACGGAAGACGCAGAGGGCAAUGAAGACUCUCAGCUACGUCGUUCUAGCCGUAAACAGCCACCUCGGAGCUCGCAACGCACUGCCAAACUGGACAGUGACUUCGAACCGGAGGAGGCGUCUAACGAGGAAGAAGAAGACUCGGAGCAUGGAUCGGUUGCAUCUCCUCGCAAACAAAGUCGCUCUCGAGAAGAAGCUGAGGAUAGCUCUACCAGCCGCCGUCCAGGUUUGCGCAAAAGACCUUCUCGCUCCCGUGCACCAUCCGAAGAAGCGGAUGAACUUGCCGAAGAGCUGGAAGAUCUUCACGGUGGUCGCCGUUUCCGUCGUCGUGCAAAGCAAGCAGUCGUGUACGAAAAACCGCGACGCAACCGAAAGGACGUGGAUUAUCGUAUCAUUAGACCUGAACUUCUCCAACCCAAUGACGACAGUGACCACGAAGUGACCGGGUCUCCCUCACGGCGUGGUCGCGGAGGAGGUGGUGGCUGGCAGCGCACCUUGUUUUCGACAACAGGGCCAUUUGGUGGUGGUGGCAACUCGGCAAUUCUCGGUGCUCCCGGUGGUCCCGGAGCAGCAGCAGCAGGAGGAGCAGACAGCGACAGCAGUGAUGAUGAGGGCAUGCAACAGCCGACUCGCACUGGUCUUGGUCCUCACGGUGCCGUCGCGGCUACACACAACCAAUCAGCCGACACGGCUCAAGCCGCAUCUGGCACACCUGCCAACCUGGGCAAGUUUAAUAACAAACAAGCGCUGGCUGACGCAGACCCCCUGGGAGUGGACAUGAAUGUCAACUUUGAUCAUGUUGGUGGUUUGCAGGGACACAUUGACCAACUGAAAGAAAUGGUGUCUCUCCCAUUACUUUACCCGGAAAUCUUCCAGCGUUUCAAGAUCACGCCUCCACGUGGUGUCUUAUUCCACGGUCCCCCUGGCACCGGUAAGACGCUCAUGGCUCGUGCUCUGGCGAACAGUGUCAGCACUGAAGGACGAAAAGUCACAUUUUACAUGAGGAAGGGUGCGGACGCGCUAAGCAAGUGGGUUGGCGAAGCCGAGCGACAACUUCGUCUCUUGUUCGAGGAAGCCCGCAAGAACCAGCCCAGUAUUAUCUUCUUCGAUGAGAUUGACGGCCUAGCACCAGUGAGAUCCAGCAAACAGGAACAAAUCCACGCUUCGAUUGUUUCGACCUUACUUGCUCUGAUGGAUGGUAUGGAUGGUCGAGGCCAAGUUGUUGUGAUUGGUGCUACGAACCGACCGGACUCUGUGGACCCUGCUCUUCGUCGUCCCGGUCGUUUUGAUCGUGAAUUUUAUUUCUCACUGCCAAACAUUGAGGCUCGACGUGCCAUUCUUGAUAUCCACACCAAAGAAUGGGAUCCUCCGCUCCCAGGAAACAUCAAGGAUGAGCUCGCUGAUAUGACAAAAGGAUAUGGCGGUGCUGAUCUACGUGCUCUUUGCACUGAAGCCGCAAUCAAUGCUGUUCAGCGGAGAUAUCCACAAAUUUACAAAUCCGACCAAAAGCUCAUCAUUGACCCGAAAACCAUCGAUGUUGCGCCAAAGGACUUCAUGCUGGCGAUCAAGAAACUGGUGCCCUCCUCGGAGCGCUCUACUUCGUCGGGUGCAACUGCGCUUCCUCCGAAUAUUGAGCCUCUCCUCCGCCAUCCACUUUCCGAAAUCAAGAAUUUACUCACACAAAUUCUACCCCAAAGAAAGAAACUCACGGCCCUUGAAGAGGCCCAGUUUGAAGAGCCUAGCGACGGUGAAGGCUUUGGCCGAGAGCUUCUUCUACAAGAAUUUGAUCGCUCUAGGGUGUUCCGACCAAGACUACUCCUCCGGGGCUCUCACGGUAUGGGCCAGCAGUACCUGGCUGCUGCAUUGCUUCAUGUCUUCGAGGGCCUACAUGUACAGGCGUUUGAUCUCCCUACUUUGCUGAGUGACUCUACUCGCUCGCCAGAGGCAGCUGUCAUUCAGCUGUUUACAGAAGUGAAAAGACACAAGCCCAGCGUCAUUUACAUUCCCAACAUACAACUGUGGUCCCAAACAGUCGGACCUGCAGUGAUAUCGACAUUCAUGGGUCUACUUCGAUCAGUACCGCCUUCCGACCCUGUUCUCCUGCUCGGUAUCCUCGAGUCACAAGACGAAGAGAUCGACGAUGCCUUGCUGAAAAACAUGUUUGGAUUCUCUAAAAAGAACUUCUUUGAUCUAUCUGCUCCUGGGCAUGAGGCCCGCCGAGAGUUCUUUGCCAAGAUCAUUGAAUUUGUCAAAACUCCUCCCAAGGCAUUCCCGAACCCAGAUAACCGCAAACUCCGUCAACUGGAAGAACUUGAAGUUGCACCGCCUCCUCCCAAGGUUGAAGUAAAGCUUAGCAAAGAAGAGCUUAAGGCCCAAAAACGGAAGGAUUACCACACCUUGAACCUUUUGAAAAUCCGAAUCCAGCCCAUCAUGGACCAGGUCAAGAAGUACAAACGGUUCAGAACAGGCGUGAUCGAUGAAGCUUCAAUUCGGUACUUGUGGGAUGAGGAUGAUCCCAACAUCGUUACAAGCGAUCUCCCGCCUGACCAGCAGAGCGGUUUCCGGCCUUACGAAAAAUCACAUGAUAAACACGGUGUUUUGGGCCUUCGUGAGACUGCUACUGGAAAAUUCUUCUACAACCUUGAGAUUGUCACGAUCGAAAAGCGGCUGUCAAAUGGAUAUUACAAACGACCCAUGGACUUUGUUGCCGACGUGAAGCGGAUUGCCAAAGACCACCGUCAAACUGGUGAUCAGGAGCGCACGUUACGGGCCAAUGAACUUCUAUCAAACGUCGAGGUUGAUGUUGCCGGUAUUGUCGUUGCUGAUCCGGCUCUCAUGGCAGAGUGUGAGCAGGUCUACCUGCGUGAACUCGAACGUGAAAAAGAGGCAGCAGAACGCGCCCAGCGCGCUGAAGAACAGCGUCUCGAGGAGGCACCUAAUCAGCAGGGGGAGCUUGAUCCUGCUGCUGAGACUCACAACGCUGAGGCGAAUCAAAAUGGCCCCCAACAUGUUGCUGAUUCAUUCCCAGUCAAUGGUGAUGAUGAUGACGAUGAGAAGAAGCCUGUAUCGCGUCCAGUGACACCUGCUAACCAGCUGAGCUUCGCCAAUGGCAACUAUGGAGUCAACGGCGCCGAGCCCAACGAACUCGGCUCCCAUGGCCCAAGCAACGGCACACAUGGAGAAGCAGAAGAGGGUGAUGGCGAUGGUGACAUCUUCAUGUCCAAUUCUGACGACCACUCCGGUAGCAAAGAUACCCAAGGCAGCUCAUUUGGGCCGUCUGCGCAACCCAAGCCUCCAUAUUCCCACACUGCACCAUCUCAACAGGUGCGCCGGGAGUCUGGUCUCUCUAGCUUCUCCCAGCGAGGUCCAAUGACUCCAAUGGCUCCUGGCUCCCAGCCCGCCGAUUACACGAACGAAGCAUCAACCACCCAAACAACUUCUGAUAAAAAGUCAUCCGAGCAUCUUUCAAACCAACAAUACAGCACUCAAAGCCCUCACGUCUCAAGAAUCGAAUACCCCGACCUUACUCAAUACCCUGAUCGCGUGUCUCAAGAGGAUCAUCUGCCAGAUACCCAACAAAGCCAGCCCUCCCCCCGCCCUCGGGACUCACUGGCGAGCACUGUUGAUACCCAAGACAAUAGUGGUUUGAACGGGGGCCAAUCCCAGUCCAAGCCCCAGCCACCACUGUUUGAUGCGCCGAACUUGUCAAGCAACGCUUCCACCAACUUACAAUCGAUCAUUCAAGAGGAACCCCAUGCACCAUUUGUCCUUGAUCUGGACAUUGUUGAGAGAUUACACGAGCAGUUGACCCUGUCAACGAGUGGCUUCUCUGUGGAGCAACUUGAGCAGGUCAAUACCAGCCUGAUGGACUACGUGUGGCAUAUGCGUGGCGAAUGGAACCGAACUCUUGUUGCCGAUGGCCUUGGCAAGACGUACAAUGAUGUGCUCGAGGACAUGCAGGCGAUGCAAGAGAUCGGCAACAUCAGCCAGGCCACCAGGGACAUUCUCGCCAAUCUGAGCUUCCAGUGA
Molecule: messenger RNA, 4947 nt
Organism: Penicillium olsonii
Lineage: Eukaryota; Fungi; Ascomycota; Eurotiomycetes; Eurotiales; Aspergillaceae
Source: the annotation of a GenBank genome assembly